Drosophila teissieri is the source of this 1029-nucleotide messenger RNA. RefSeq lists its product as uncharacterized. Gene Ontology annotation, biological process: regulation of transcription by RNA polymerase II. The coding region runs from base 88 to 852 and encodes 254 amino acids. Gene Ontology annotation, molecular function: DNA binding. The record is from RefSeq and is a predicted model, not a curated record. NCBI's taxonomy places the organism in Eukaryota, Metazoa, Arthropoda, Insecta, Diptera, Drosophilidae. The transcript has 2 exons. Gene Ontology annotation, cellular component: nucleus; transcription regulator complex.
CGGGGAGUGCUGUUAAGCGGUUGACGUGCUGUUAAGCGCAAGCAACAUAUUGUUAAUCCAAUCCAUCCCGAAAAUAAACAAUAAAUAAUGGGCAAUCAUAAAGUUCUCCGCUCGGCGGGAAAUAAUUUGCGUUAUUCCAUGUACGAGUUCAUUGACGCGGUACACAAACGAUCUAUUAUAUGGGAACGAAGCCACCCGAACUUCCACAAUCGUGAACUCAGAGAUGAGGCCUGGCAGCAAAUUGGCCACGAGCUUUGCGCGAAUUUUGACGACUCCAGCGAGCCGGAGAGGCAGGAAAUAGUUAAAACCCUGCUUAAACGUUGGAAAAAUACAAGAGACAGCUACCUACGGGUAAACCGGCUACGCCAAAGUGGCGAGGAGGUGGCCAGAGCUUCCUACAUCUACGAAAAGGAACUAAGUUUCCUUCUGAACGUUAAAGCAGAGUCGGAGGACGAUGUGGAAUCCUUGAAGGAGCAGCCCAAGCCACAGGGCAAACGGAAGCGAGGGAGCACCGCCGCACAGAGAUCUGCAAAGACUCCACGAAAGCGAAACUCCGACCAGGAAUCGAAUCUGGAGCCCGCAAUCCGCCACUCAGCCAUUCCGGACAACCUAAAUACGGUUCUGGAAGAUCUGGCCUGCACAAAGGAGGACACCGCUACUCCGGAGAUCGCAUAUAUUCCGCAGUUACCACCAGAUCCACCCUGCAGUACAAAUACCGCCUACUUGUCCGCCGAUCCGGAUCAGGCCUUUUUCGACACCAUUAAGCCGCACAUGCAACAGAUGUGCGCCGAUCGCAAGCUCGACUUUCAGAUCGAGGUUCUGAAAAUCCUACGCAAUUUCAAGCCGAAUUGAAUAUUCGCCACAGAAGUCAAUCAUUUUUUGUUCUGCAUUUACAUUGAGAGCAGAUAUAUUUAACAGCAAGUUAACAUAGGCAAUAAGAACAUAGUUAAUCGUUAUCGUUCAUCGUCUAAUGCUUAGGGCGCCAAGUUUGUACUGUAAUUUGUAAUUUAAAAUACAAACAAAAAUUUU